Molecule: messenger RNA, 1189 nt
Organism: Triticum dicoccoides
Lineage: Eukaryota; Viridiplantae; Streptophyta; Magnoliopsida; Poales; Poaceae
Product: ribosomal protein S4, mitochondrial-like
Exons: 1
Coding region: 1-1074 (357 amino acids)
Biological process (GO): ribosomal small subunit biogenesis
Cellular component (GO): small ribosomal subunit
Molecular function (GO): rRNA binding; structural constituent of ribosome
Source: RefSeq, a predicted model, not a curated record
AUGCCAGCAUUAAGAUUUAAAACGUGUCGUCUACUUCCAGGAAAUGUUCGGAACAGAGAACUUUCUCUAAUCCAACGCCAUAUUCUCCGAAGAUUGAGGAACAAGAGGAGAUCCAUUAAAAGAAAUCUUUCUCGGAGAGAAAAUCGAAACAGUAACAUCAAAUCACAAACUACACGAAAGUUGUCUCUUUAUUAUGGGGAUUUACCCAUAAGGGAGAUGCACAGAGGAAGACAACGAACUUCAUAUAUCCCUUUUUUACUCAAUCAAGAAACAAGAUCGGACGUGAUUCCGGUUCAUCUCCAUUUUAGUGACACUCUUCCUCAAGCAAGGCAGCCGAUAAGUCAUCGAAGGUUUUGUUUGAAUAAUGGACUGGUAACCAUUACUCAUUUGAAAGUUUCCCACGGUGAUCUAAUAUCUUUUAAAGAAAAUGACGCGAGAACCCGCGGUUUUGAAAUAAGGAGAUCUUUCUAUAUCGACAUAUCAGUUGGAAAAAUCAUAGGCAAAUUCCUAUCUGCCAUAUCAGUUGGAAAAAGAAGAGGCAAAUUCCUACCGGCCAGAAUCUGGAGAAGAACAAAAAAAGAAUGGUUCCGCUUACUCACAACUCAGAGGGGAUGCCGCUUACUACUCAAAUCCAAGGAAUUGCAAAAGUUGCGUUCUUAUAUGCAAGAAGAAGACUUUGAAAGAACAAAGAAGUUUGGAUCCGCAAAAGUAUGCUUAGGCAGUUCCUUCGCUGAACACAACAGAAUGAAGAGGAAUUUGUUUCAUUUCAAAUACUUCUUCUUAUUGAAAAGAGGGAAGGACAAAAACCGAAAUCUUCCUACUCGAACAAUAAGUCCUUUUGUAGAAAAGUCUUCUUUAUAUAGUAAUUCAACCUAUUGCUCCGGAUACCCAUUUACUAGGAAGAUAAGAAUCAAAAGGAUCGAACUACCUACUCAUUAUUCGGAGGUGAAUCAUAGAACACUAAAAGCUGUGGUAUCUUAUGGACCUAACAUAGGUCACAUCCCUCACGACAUAAGAUUGAAAGAUCCAAACCUUCCUCUUCAGAGCGGAAACGGACGUGGCCAAAACAUAUAAAAAAAGAUCGGCCUAGUCGCUCAUAGGGACAUAUCUAUCCGGAUAGAGGAUAGUCUAGAUCAAUUUUGAGAAAAAUCUCUCUCUAUAUAGAUAGGUAUCUCUGUGGAUAGAGAUA